Penicillium brevicompactum is the source of this 2826-nucleotide messenger RNA. Its product is annotated as M1 family metallopeptidase. Bases 1 to 2826 code for a protein of 941 amino acids. Gene Ontology annotation, cellular component: cytoplasm. The transcript is spliced from 3 exons. The record is from RefSeq and is a predicted model, not a curated record. Gene Ontology annotation, biological process: proteolysis; peptide catabolic process. Gene Ontology annotation, molecular function: metalloaminopeptidase activity; peptide binding; zinc ion binding. Lineage: Eukaryota; Fungi; Ascomycota; Eurotiomycetes; Eurotiales; Aspergillaceae.
AUGCGCCGCUUCUCUUCGCGCGUGCUGCUGCAACAAGCAAAGCCACCGCUUCUUUCCGCCAGAGCGCCCCUCCCCCUCUUUGUUUCCCGCUCUCCUCAAGCUUCGGUCCCCAGAUCGAUCUCUCGUCGCACUCCUUCUCCGCUCUCACAAACCUCCAAAAGAUACUGUUCAUACCGCAGAAUGUGCAGCUCACGCCGCGGCGAGGUCUCCGGAUCCACCAAUGUUCAGGGCCGCGAGGUUCUACCUACAAAUGUCAAACCGCAACAUUAUGACUUGACUCUCGAGCCUAACUUUGAGAAGUUCACUUACGAGGGAACGGUCAACAUUGAUCUCGAUGUGACCGAAGACACCGAUUUCGUUUCUCUCAAUUCCAACGAAAUCGACAUUCACAGCGCAGUGGUUUCAGCUAAUGGGUCGGUGGUAGACUCAAAGCCUGAAAUCUCUCUCAACAAGGAUGCCCAGACGGCAACUAUUAAGUUCGGACAGGCUAUCUCGGCGGGUUCGAAGGCCCAGUUGAAGCUUACUUUCACUGGUAUUCUCAACGAUAACAUGGCCGGAUUCUACCGAUCAUCAUACAAGAAGGAUGGAGAGACCAAGUAUAUCGCUUCCUCCCAGAUGGAGCCGACGGAUGCCCGUCGGGCCUUCCCUUGUUUCGACGAGCCUGCUCUCAAGGCCAAGUUCACCGUGACUUUGGUCGCAGAUAAGAGCAUGACCUGCCUGAGCAACAUGGAUGUUGAGACCGAGACCGAGGUUCAGGGUGGCGCCAAGAAGGCUGUGAAAUUCACUACUUCGCCGCUCAUGUCCACUUAUCUCGUUGCCUUUAUCGUUGGUCACCUUAACUACAUUGAGACAAAGAACUUCCGCGUUCCCAUUCGUGUAUACGCUACCCCGGAUCAGGAUAUCGAGCACGGUCGUUUCUCUUUGGAGCUCGCUGCUAAGACUCUGGCUUUCUACGAGAAGGCCUUUGACAACGACUUCCCUCUGCCCAAGAUGGACAUGGUUGCCGUUCCCGAUUUCAGCGCCGGAGCCAUGGAGAACUGGGGUCUGAUUACUUACCGUAUCGUCGAUGUGCUGUUGGACGAGAAGAACAGUGGUGCGUCUCGAAAGGAGCGUAUUGCUGAGACCGUCCAGCACGAAUUGGCUCACCAGUGGUUCGGAAACCUCGUCACCAUGGACUUCUGGGAUGGUCUUUGGCUCAACGAGGGUUUCGCAACCUGGAUGUCGUGGUACUCUUGCAACGUCUUCUACCCCGAGUGGAAGGUCUGGCAAACCUACGUCAUUGACAACCUGCAGGGUGCUCUUUCACUCGACUCUCUGCGCAGCAGUCACCCUAUCGAGGUGCCUGUCAAGCGUGCUGAUGAGAUCAACCAAAUCUUCGAUGCUAUUUCCUACUCCAAGGGUUCAUCUGUCCUGCGCAUGAUCUCCAAGUAUCUCGGCGAGGAUGUGUUCCUCCAGGGUGUCCGCAACUACAUCAAGAAGCACGCCUACGGAAACACCGAGACCGGUGAUCUGUGGGCUGCUUUGGGCGAUGCUAGCGGCAAGCCCGUGAAGUCGGUCAUGGAUAUCUGGACCAAGAACGUCGGUUUUCCCGUCCUCAGUGUCACCGAGAACAAGGAUAACUCCUCGAUCCACGUGAAGCAGAACCGUUUCCUGCGCACCGGUGAUGUCCGCCCCGAGGAAGAUCAGACCCUCUUCCCCGUCAUGCUCGGUCUGCGCAGCGAGAAGGGCGUCGAUGAAACCACUAUGCUCACUGAGCGCGAGAACAACUUCCCUGUUCCUGAUCUGGACUUCUACAAGCUUAACGCCGACCACUCUGCCAUCUUCCGUACCUCAUACAGCCCCGAGCGUCUCAAGAAGCUUGGCCAGGCUGCCCGUGACGGCCGCCUGAGUGUCGAGGACCGCGCCGGUAUGAUCGCCGAUUCUGGUGCCCUGGCGGCAUCCGGUUACCAGCGCACCUCCGGUCUGCUGUCCUUGCUCCAAGGUCUCGACACCGAGUCCGAGUUCGUGGUUUGGAACGAGAUUCUCACCCGUAUCGGUACCCUGCGUGCUGCUUGGCUCUUCGAGAACACCGAGACCAGGGAUGCUCUCAAGGCCUUCCAGCGCUCGCUGGUUGCCACCAAGGCACACGAGAUUGGCUGGGAAUUCCCCGAGAACGACGACCACAUUCUGCAGCAAUUCAAGGCCCUCAUGUUCGGCUCUGCAGGUAUGGCCGAAGACCCAGUUGUGGUGAAGGCUGCCCAGGACAUGUUCGCCCGCUUCGCCGCUGGUGAUGUCUCCGCUAUUCAUCCCAACAUUCGCGGCAGUGUCUUCACCAUUGCUCUGAAGCACGGCGGUGUCAAGGAAUACGAGGUUGUUCUGGACCGGUUCCGUAACGCCCCUACUUCCGACGAGAAGACCACUGCUCUGCGCUGCCUGGGUGCCUCCGAGGACCCAACACUCAUCCAGCGCACUCUUGGCCUUGCCAUCAACGACGAGGUCAAGAGCCAGGAUAUCUACAUGCCUCUCGGUGGUCUUCGCAGCCACCCUGCCGGUAUCGAAGGCCGCUGGAACUGGCUCAAGUCCAACUGGGAUGACCUUUACAAGCGUCUGCCUCCCGGUCUCGGUAUGCUGGGCACCGUUGUUCAGCUGACCACCGCCAGCUUCUGCACCGAGGCGCAGUUGAAGGACGUGGAGCAAUUCUUCGCUUCCAAGGACACCAAGGGCUUCGACCGUGCCGUUGAGCAGAGUCUCGAUGCCAUCCGCGCUAAGGUUAACUGGCUCAAGCGUGACCGCCAGGAUGUCGAGGAAUGGCUCAGCAGCAACAGCUACCUUCAGAGCAAGCUCUGA